CUCUGAUAUUCCAGGUUUUUGUUGUUUUUUUUUUUGGGUUUGGGGGUUUUUUAGGGAAUGGAAAGGGCUGUUUGGGCUGGAAUUUCGGGAAGAUCUGCCAUCCCUGAUGAUCCCUGAUAUUCCAGGUUUUUUUUAGCUGGCCCAGCCUCCCUGCUCGGGGUGAUCCAGGCCAUCCCUGGGAGCCGGAGCCGCACGUGGCCGAGUUCGGGGUGCAAUUAAAGCCAAACCCAAAAUUCCCUGGGGCAUUCCCGGCCUCCAUAAAAACCCGGCCAGCCCCGGCCUUUCCCGGGCUCUUCUCUCCGGCUCUUCCCCCCUCAUGACCUGGCUCUGAGCCCCGCUCCGCCAUGCACUGCCCCGGCGAGCGCUGCCCGCCGCUCCUCCUGCCCGGCCCCAAAUUCAUCCCCGAGCUUCUCCCUCCGUGCCAGGCUCACUCCGAGCCCUUCGCCAACACCUGCCACCCCCUGAGCAUCACCAAGGGCCCCGCGCCGCGCUGGCAGAGCUGUCCCCAAGCCGCCACCGCCGCCUCGCUGCUGCCCUGCCGGCCGCUGGUGCAGAAAUGCCUCCUGCUCUACCCCGAGCCCUGCGAGACCACCCGGCUGCUGCCCCGCCCGAGGGGCUCCGCUGUCCCCUCCCAGAGCCCUCGGUCCCGUGACAAGAAACGCGCGGCCCGGAGCCUCCCUCCGUGCGCCCCGCGCUGCCCCGAGCCCGGCCGGCUGCGCUUCCCCCCGUGCGGCAUCCGCGGCUCCUCCGCCUCCUGCCGGGCCGAGCCUCGCCCGCACAAGGCGGCCGCGAGUCCCCCGCGCUGCCCCGAGCUGAGCGGUGGCUACUCACUGCCCCUCCGAGGGGUCACCGAGUGUCCCCCGCAGCAGAGCGUCACCCGCUCCUUCCUGCGGGAGCAGCUGGCGGGGGUGGCCCCGCACCGCUGCUCCAAGGGUUACCCCACGCAGGAAUUCGGCACCUGCUGCUCCUCCGAGCAGCGCCUGAACGUCACCAAGGUCACCGAGGAGUGUCCCCCGACGCGGGUGGUGGUCAAGGGCUCGCCGCAGCUUGAGGGGACCAAGGGCAGGAGCUGCUCGGCGCAGCACCUGAGCAAGUCCCGCUGUGGCCACCACCAGCACCCCCGGGGCUCCCCGCGGCCCUCCCGGCUGGUCCCGGCCGGGGCCAAACGCUCCGGGCGCUCCAAGAAAAGUCGCGGCGCUUCCAAGUGGCUCUGGUGAGGGAGGGGAUGGGAAAGGUCGGGAAUGCCGCGGGGGAGGGAGCCCGGCUUCGGGGGGAUCGGCAGGGGGUGAUCCCCCCGCCUUGGAGCCCGGUUUUGGGGUGAUUCCCAUGGGGGGAUCCCCCCCUUGGGCCCAGGGAUGGGGUGAUCCUCAUGGGGUGAUCCCGUCACUGCUUAGGAGCCCAAAUUUGGGGUGAUUUCCCCUCUCCAUGGACCCCAAGUUUGGUUUAGGGUGAUUUCCCCUCCUUGGAACCCAAAAUUGGGGUGAUCCCCCCCUCCUUGGAGCCCAGGUUUGGGGUGAUUUCCCCUCCCUGGAACCCAGAUUUGGGGUGAUUCCCCCUCCAAGGACCCCAGGUCUGGUUUGGGGCGAUCCCCCCUCCAUUCCCAGUCCUGCCCCCCAAACCUUGUUUUCCCCCAUAUCCUGCCCGUGUUCAGCUCGCAGAGCGAAUCCCCCCUUUUAUUCGACCCCAAAUUUGGAUUUUCCAGCUCUGGGAAGGUGCUGGGGAGAGGCUGAGGAGCUCUUGGAGCCUCAGCCCAACACCUUUGUGACAAGGUCUGCACCCUGUUUUGAUGUUGUGGGACCAACUGAAAUUCCACUCACAUUAAACUCAGGUUACAACUGA
Serinus canaria (Common canary) is the source of this 1839-nucleotide messenger RNA. RefSeq lists its product as uncharacterized. NCBI's taxonomy places the organism in Eukaryota, Metazoa, Chordata, Aves, Passeriformes, Fringillidae. The record is from RefSeq and is a predicted model, not a curated record.